This is a messenger RNA of Pogoniulus pusillus (Red-fronted tinkerbird), 6117 nucleotides long. It is a transcript of the gene TIAM2, whose product is annotated as TIAM Rac1 associated GEF 2. Lineage: Eukaryota; Metazoa; Chordata; Aves; Piciformes; Lybiidae. Gene Ontology annotation, molecular function: protein binding; guanyl-nucleotide exchange factor activity. Gene Ontology annotation, biological process: small GTPase-mediated signal transduction; activation of GTPase activity; positive regulation of axonogenesis. Gene Ontology annotation, cellular component: synapse; membrane. The coding region runs from base 181 to 5412 and encodes 1743 amino acids. The transcript is spliced from 28 exons. The record is from RefSeq and is a predicted model, not a curated record.
AAUUAAGUUCUCAGCCCUGUAAAAGUAUUUUCUGGGACAACAUGCUUCCUUCCAGUAAAUAGGAAGGCUGAAUGCAGCUCUGUUCUGGUUUUAUCAGGCGUAGCGGCUGGCCACGAGGACAAUGCAGCGCAUGCUGACUGCUGACCGUACCCGUGUUUAAGAGUGAUCCUACAGUUGAAAAUGGGGAAUUCAGAAAGUCAAUACAGUCUUCAGGGAUCAAAAAAUCAUGCUGCUUCUACAGCUGCUGCCAAGCAGAAGCCUUGCUCUCUGAAAAUUCGCAGCAUUCAUGCUAAAGAUGAAAAGUCUUGCUCUGUGCAUGGAUGGGGGCACACCAGUAGUGGCUCAAACUACAAAUCGAGAUCCCUUGCCAGAAGCUGCCUUUCUCACUUCAAGAGUAGUCAGCCUUAUUCAUCUAGACUCAGCGACACAGUCUCUAAAAGCAGUGCCCAUGCCAAGCACAGGACAAACACCUCAGGGGACUACUGCCAAGAAAAUAAUGCGGUCUUUUUGCCUGAGAACGGCUUCCACUAUAUUGGCCUUCAAGCUGGAAGUAAUCAUGCUGCCUCUCGAGAGUGCAACGGGCACAUUUUAAAUUGCUAUGGAAAGAAUGAGAGUCUUGCACCAACCUCCCCAUCAGAGGACAGGAGGAGUCCUAAAGUUCUCAUUAAAACACUGGGGAAGCUGGAUGGUUGUUUGAGGGUUGAGUUCCACAACAGCAGCAACAGCAAGGUACUGACCGAGGAGUCCAGUGGACCGGUCCAGUUGCUGAGGUAUUCUCCUGCCUUGGAAUCUAAGCCAAAUAACCUGCUCGAUGUCAGGAGGAACUCCAGCGCAGACUGUUCUUCAAGCCAUCGUCUGUCACCUACUGAUUCAAAGCUUCGAUCUAGUAAAGGAAGCUCUCUCAGCUCUGAGUCUUCGUGGUAUGACUCUCUGUGGGGAAAUGCUGGGGAUAUCAAUGAGUUGGAUGGUCCAUAUUUGACCAGGAGCACUCCAGAUACAAGCAUUCAUGCCAGUUUCCCAGCAAGUGACAAUAAGAAGUCCUUCAACCAAAGUUCAUCUCUUUCCUCACUCAGAGAUCUCUAUAAGGAUACAAAUUUGGAAAUCACUCCUUCACCUGGGAUCAGGCUGUCUGAUGAGUAUCUUGAUACUCAUGGUAGCCUAAGCAACCGUGUCUCAUUUGCCUCAGACAUUGAUGUUCCUUCUAGGGUAGAGCAGGGAAGUCCUGCACAUUACUCCUCCUACACACUUCCGUGUAGAAAGUCCAAGCCCCUCAGUGAGGAUUCAUCCAAGAAGGAUACAUUAAAAAACCGAAUGCGACGCAUCAGUGACUGGACAGGAAGCCUCUCAAGGAAGAAAAGGAAGCUGCAGGAGCCAAAGUGUAAAGAUGGGAGUGAAUACUUGGAUGGCAGAGUGGACAAUUUCACCACGGACACGCUGGCACCAUCACAGCUCUCCACUUUGUGGUCCCCUGGCUCCAGCCACGUCCUGUCUCAGAGAAGCGAGUCCACCAAUGCAGUCAACAGCGAUGCCCUCAGGCAAAACAUAUAUGAGAAUUUCAUGAGGGAGCUGGAGAUGAGCAGGACGAACCUGGAGAACACUGACACCUCCUCAGAGACGGAGGACUCCAGCGGCGAGUCCCUGAGCUCCUUGGAACAGCUGGAUUUGUUGUAUGAGAAGGAGCAAGGAGUGGUACGCAAGGCAGGGUGGCUGUUCUUCAAACCCCUGGUGACCCUGCAGAAGGAGAAGAAGCUGGAACUGGUUACACGGCGGAAGUGGAAGCAGUACUGGGUCACACUAAAAGGUUGCACUCUGCUGUUUUACGAGACCUAUGGAAAGACCUCGAUGGAGCAGAGCACUUUGCCUCGAUAUGCUUUGUUUGCAGAAGACAGCAUAGUUCAGUCUGUUCCAGAGCAUCCCAAGAAAGAAAAUGUGUUCUGUCUCAGCAAUUCUUUUGGAGAUGUAUACCUAUUUCAGGCAACAAGCCAGACAGAUCUGGAGAACUGGGUUACUGCCAUACAUUCAGCCUGUGCUUCCCUCUUUGCGAAGAAGCUUGGGAAGGAGGACACUGUUAGGCUGUUGAAAAAUCAAACCAAGAGUCUCUUCCAGAAGAUUGAUAUGGAUGGCAAGAUGAAAAAGAUGGCAGAGUUGCAGCUCUCUAUUGUUAGUGAUCCCAAAAACAGGAAAGCCAUAGAGAAUCAGAUCCAGCAGUGGGAACAGAACCUGGAAAAAUUCAACAUGGACCUUUUCCGAAUGCGGUGUUACUUAGCCAGUUUGCAAGGUGGGGAGCUCCCAAACCCAAAGAGCCUUUUGGCUGCUGCCAGUCGUCCUUCAAAACUGUCACUGGGGAGGCUUGGCAUUUUCUCAGUCUCAUCCUUCCAUGCGCUGAUCUGCUCCAGGGAUGAAGCUGCUCUCAGGAAGCGUACCCUGUCUCUGUCACAGAGGGUCCGAAACAAGAAGGGUUUGUUUUCUUCGCUAAAGGGACUGGACACGUUGGCAAGGAGAGGAAAGGAAAAGCGACCUUCCAUAACUCAGGGAACUGAAGGAGAUACUUUCUCUGGACCAUCCUUUUCACAUAAUUUCCUCUGUGUUCCGCAGCAGAUUUUUGACUCAGCUGGAGGACAUGGAUUUGCUGGUGUUCAGAAUUCAUCCAACUCUGCUGAGCAGCAAGUCGAUGACUUUUUAAAUGUUUACUGCUCAGUGCCAGAGAGCAUCCAGAAGGAGAGUGCUUGGGAAACACAGACCUAUGUUCACUUCUGCGAUGGCCAAGGAGUGGCGCUGACGCUCAAGCCUGAGCACAGGGUGGAAGAUGUUUUGUCUUUGGCAUGCAAGAUGAAACAGCUGGAGCCAAGACACUAUGGCUUACAACUCCGAAGAUUGGUGGAUGAAAAUACCGAGUAUUGUGCUCCUGAACCAUACGAAUACAUAGUAGACCAGGUGUAUGAUGAAAUAGAAAUCUGUCCUUUGAACGUCUAUCACAUUCAUCUUACAAAGACUGAAAGCAUAAAUGAUUUUGGCUUUGCUGUCACAGCACAAGUAGAUGAAAAUCAGCACCUCACCCAUAUAUUUGUAAGUGAUGUUCUCCCUGAUGGACUGGCAUAUAAGGAAGGGCUCCGAUUAGGCAAUGAAAUCCUGAGCAUAAAUGGAGAGUCUGUGUCUGAUCUUGAACUCAGGCAGAUGGAGUUGCUGUUUUCAGAGAGAAGUGUAAUCCUCACUCUGAGAAUGAAUCAAUUUGGGACCCAGCAACCCUUAUGUGGAUCCUGGUCAGAUGGAGAUGUUUCCAGGGACCCAAAGAGUUUGUUACCCCCUCCAAACCAAUCACAGCUCCUGGAGGAGUUUCUAAAUAACUUCAAAAAGAGCACAGCAAAUGAUUUUAGUAAUGUGCCUGAUGUCACAUCCAGCUUGAAAAGGAGCAGUACUGAUGGCACUUUGGACCAAGUGCCACACAGAGAGAAGACUGAUCCAUCUUUCAGGAGUGCCGAACAAAUCAGCGUGUUGUGCCGGAACUUCCAAGAAGGCCAAGCAAACAGUAUGGAAAGUCAGAAGGACAACCAGGAUCCACCUCCACGGCCUCUGGCUCGCCACCUCUCUGAUGCAGACAGGCUGAGAAAAGUCAUCCAAGAACUGAUGGACACUGAGAAGUCUUAUGUCAAGGACUUGAGCUGCCUCUUUGAGCUGUAUUUGGAACCCCUUCAAAGUGAAACCUUCCUUACCCAGGAUGAGAUGGAGUCCUUGUUCGGCAGUCUGCCAGAAAUGCUGGAUUUCCAAAAGGUGUUUUUGGAGACCCUUGAAGAUGGAAUAUCUUCUUCCUCAGAUUUUAAUACACUGGAAACGCCAUCCCAGUUCCGGAAACUGCUCUUUUCCCUUGGAGGAUCCUUUCUGUAUUAUGCUGAUCACUUUAAACUCUACAGUGGCUUCUGUGCAAACCACAUCAAAGUUCAGAAAGUCCUUGAGAGAGCCAAAACAGAUGGUGCCUUUAAGGCCUUUCUGGAUGCUCGGAAUCCCACAAAACAACACUCUUCCACCCUGGAGUCAUACCUCAUAAAGCCUGUUCAGAGAGUGCUGAAGUAUCCUCUGCUUUUAAAAGAGCUGGUGUCCCUGACAGACAAUGAGAGUGAGGAGCACUAUCAUUUGACAGAAGCACUGAAGGCAAUGGAAAAAGUUGCAAGUCACAUCAAUGAGAUGCAGAAGAUAUAUGAAGAUUAUGGCACUGUAUUUGACCAACUGGUUGCAGAUCAAAGUGGAACAGAGAAGGAGGUGACAGAGCUUUCCAUGGGAGAACUUCUGAUGCACUCUACAGUUUCCUGGCUGAAUCCUUUCCCAUCCCUGAGCAAAGCAAGAAAAGAUCUUGAACUUACAGUGUUUGUUUUUAAGAGGGCUGUAAUACUGGUCUAUAAGGAGAACUCCAAACUGAAAAAGAAAAUGACUACUAAUGCUCGUGCUGCACAUAAUUACGGUGACUUGGACCCCUUUAAAUUUCGCUGGCUGAUUCCUUUAUCUGCUCUUCAGGUUCGACUAGGGAACACAGCAGGAACAGAGAACAGCUGUAUCUGGGAACUGAUUCACACAAAAUCAGAACUAGAAGGCAGGCCAGAAACAAUUUUUCAGUUGUGCAGCAGUGACAGUGAGAACAAGACGAACAUGGUGAAAGUGAUCCGCUCCAUUUUGCGGGAGAAUUUCAGACGUCACUUAAAAUGUGAGCUACCCCUGGAGAAAGCAGCCAAAGAUCGCCUUGUCCCGCUCAAAAACCGUGUGCCUGCAACAGCCAAACUGGCAUCCACAAGGUCCUUGAAGGUACUGAAGAAUUCAUCCAGUAGUGAGUGGAACGGUGACCCAGGGAAAGGCACCUUCCCAGACUCGGAUGAGUGCAGCCUGAGCAGCAGUACUCAGAGCAGCAGCUGCAACACUGCUGAGAGCAUACAGGAGCCCAAAAGCUUGUCUCCUGAUAAACAUGUGCAAAGCUCUGCAUCUGACUUCUCGAACGCUCUUGUCAAAGAAUCUGACAUUCUCAGUGACGACGACGAUGAUGACUAUCGGAGCCCAAAGAAGGGCAGCCCUACGAAAGACAUUGAAAUACAGUUCCAGCGGCUGAAGAUUUCAGAGGAGCCGAGUACAGAUUCUGAGCGGGAUCAGGCUGCUGAAAAUGAGAAAGGAGAUGCCUUUGAAACAGGAGAGCAUCCCAAGCUGGUGCGUGGCCAUUUCUGCCCAGUGAAGAGAAAAGUAAACAGCACAAAGCGUAACAGAGGAACUUUAACGGCGAUGCAAGAACGCCACCAGUCCCUUGACAGUCACUCUGAUGCUGCAAACCUAGAUCUGAACUCUAUUUUAGAGAGAGAAUUUAGCGUCCAGAGUUUAACAUCUGUAGUUAACGAGGAUUGUUUUUAUGAAGCUGUGGAGAGGCAUGGGAAAUCGUAGCUUCCUAAGCACUCUAUUUAAAAUACUCAUUUGAAGUCCACAUAACAUUCAACAAACCUAUUUUGCUUUAAAACUAGUAGAUUCGUGGAAGCUGCAGGAAAACUACUAUCUGAUUUUGUGCACUAAUACAUUUUUUUCCACAAAACCAGCUGUAAAGGAUCCUUAAGUUAUUUUAAUUUAUUGUGGAUUAAAAACAGAUUAAGUUGGCCAAGGUUUGUAAAAUAGUUCAUCCCUUUCAAGCAGUUAUUAAGAUGAUGUAGUGUUCUUGGGGAGGGGCAGGGAAGGAUGGCCUCAUUAGUGUUUUAAGUGAUGUGGGGAAAGUGCUAGUGAGGGGCAGGUGGGAUUACAAUGGAAAGUAGUGUUGCAAAAUGAAUCUUUCAAUACCUUGGGCAUUUUAUUUCUUUGGGUUUUCAUUUUUGCUUUAUUUAAAGCAGAAUUAAGUUAUUUUAAUGUUUUAGUGCACAAUAGUGCAGAAAUUUCCUUUUUGUAAGUUUCAAGAUGCUGUUUAUACAUAUGUGUAAAUAUAAAAAACAAAGCUUGGCCUUUAAUCUUUCAUUUUACUUUUUAUUUUCUCUACCAGCCUGUACAGUAAAAGACAAAUAAGUAUUGUACUUAGCCAUGUUUUCUACUUUUUAUCAUGCUGCUUUUCUCCAGUUGGAGCUUUAAAUCCCAAAUUCUUUGCUUUUGCAUAAAUGAGUAUCAGCA